Messenger RNA from Fonsecaea erecta, 1041 nucleotides. RefSeq lists its product as hypothetical. Bases 1 to 1041 code for a protein of 346 amino acids. The record is from RefSeq and is a predicted model, not a curated record. The transcript has 7 exons. Lineage: Eukaryota; Fungi; Ascomycota; Eurotiomycetes; Chaetothyriales; Herpotrichiellaceae.
AUGUCUGCUGAAGGCUACGAUCGAGCGUCAGAGCUGCCUACGCAUACCGACAUGUCUACCACCGACGAUUUUGCUCCUGCUCCUACCACCAAUGGCACUGGCGAGCCAACCCUGAAAGAUGCCUUUGUCAAUAACGCUGCCUCCGCGGUCAACACUGUGACAGAACAUCCCAUUACCCAGAACAUCGUCAAUGGUCCCGUGGCAACCUCUGUUAAGGACCAGGCCGCGUCCACCAAAUCUGAAUUCAGCGAUCUGGCCAGUUCUCGACAGCCUCCUUCGUACACCGCUGCCAAUGAUACAACUUUGACGCACUAUCAUUCCUUCUUCUACACCUUGUUGAGCUGGAAAAACAAGCGAGCUACCGGUAUUACCUUUGCCUGCGUCAUCGCCUUCAUCUUUGCUUGCCGGUACCUACCUAUCAUUCGAUAUGUGAUCAAGAUUACCUGGAUGACUCUUGGUGGCGUUGAUGGCUCCAGUGUGGCCAGCUCGCUCCGGCCCCAACGAUACUACAAGAUUCCCAAAGAGACUCUCGAGGCUUCUCUCGACGACCUGGAAAAUCUUAUUAACUUUUUCGUCAUCGAGAUCCAACGCCUUGUCUUCGCCGAAAAUGUCCCCGUGACUGCAGCUGCUUUCUUGACGGCGUUCUUGACCUACUAUCUCAUCAAAAUUGUCCCGUUCUGGGGCAUGGCUUUGAUUACCAGCUGUGUCGUCUUCCUCGGUCCCUUGACCUACAUCCAGAAUAAAGAAUUCAUCGACUCUCAACUUGAGCAUGCCGGAAAUAUUAUCGGCCAGCAGACGGCUCAGAUCCGCGACUUGACCGCUCAGCAUACUAGCAAGGGUCUCGACACGAUGAAGCAAUACACUGGGACGUACGCCACCAAGGCUCAAGAGAUGGUCGGAAGUGCUCGUCAGAGGAUCCCCUCACCCACCACCGGCAAGGCUCCAGUCAAGGAGGGUGAUUUUCCCUCGGCGCCCAAGACAGACCUCACAGAUACUUCCGGCGACACUCUAUACCGCCAGACCGAACCCAUCAGUUCUUGA